AUGAAAGUGGUCGCCUCGGCUCUCAACUUCCGCGACGUUGCUGCUUCGAUGGGCAUCAUUGACGACUUUGAGCUCGGAGACGAAUGCGCCGGCAUUGUCUUACGUACCGGCUCUGCUGUUGACCCCAGCUGCUUCAAGAGCGGGGAUCGGGUCGUAGCACUACGACCAGGACAGGGUUGUCAUCAGAGCCGAGUGCGCAACCCAGCGUCUCUGUGCUGGAAGCUUGGUGAGAUGGACUUCGCCGAUGCCGCAUCUUUGCCUCUCAUCCUAUCCACGGCUUACUAUACGUUGUUCACGGUCGCUCAGAUCGAGGCGGGCCAAAGUGUCCUGAUCCACUCUGCAGCAGGUGGUGUGGGACAAAUGGCUGUCCAGCUUGCAAAGCUUCGUGGGGCCCGCGUCUUUGCAACAGUCGGCUCCGCCUCGAAGCGCAAACUACUGCGAGAGCGCUUCGACCUUGCUGACGAUCACAUUUUUUCCUCGCGAGAUGCUAGCUUUGCUCAGGCCGUUAUGGAGGCGACGUCGUGGAAGGGGGUUGAUGUGGUGCUCAACUCGCUUUCGGGAGAUUUGCUCAAGUGCUCGUGGGACUGCAUCGCGCCUUUUGGUACUUUCUGCGAGAUUGGCAAGCGAGACAUUCACGAGGACUCCAAGCUAUCCAUGGCUCCCUUCCGCCGUAAUGUGCGCUUCGCAUCUAUCGACUUGGUCAUCAUGUUUGAACGCAACCAAGCACUGCUUUCACGCGUCUUCCGAGAGAGCUGCGAGCUGGUGCAUGCUGGUCAGAUUCAGCUGCCGUGGCCAGUGGAGCGAUUCGCCUAUUCGCAGGCCGCUAGUGCCUUCCGCCUGAUGCAACAGGGUAAGCACACCGGUAAGCUAGUUCUGCAAGAUCAGCCGGGCGACCUUGUUUCUGUGUUGCCCAGCAGCUUCGAGCAGUCGGCUCCUCGCCUCGAUGCCAGCAAAAUAUACCUUCUUGUCGGUGGACUCGGCGGUCUGUGCCGUUCGCUGAGUCAAUGGCUCGUAAGAAGAGGUGCCCGUCACCUCGUCUUCCUCUCUCGAUCUGGAGAAGACCGUCCCGAGGCACGGGAAACGACUCACUGGCUUCGCUCUAGAGGUAUCACAGUGCAGACAUUCAAGGCAGACGUUGCUCGCUUUGACGACGUUCUUGUCUGCAUUCGAACGCUGGGACAACGUCUUGCAGGUAUUUUCCAUGCUGUGACCGUCCUGCGCGAUGCCCUUCUCUCAUCCAUGAGCUUUGACCAAUGGCGAACAUCACUGGGUGCCAAGGCAUACGGAGCAACCAACCUCCAUCGUGCUCUUGAAGAAUGCAACGUUGAUGUGGACUUCUUUGUCAUGUUCUCCUCGGUCUCAACCAUAUUGGGUGCCAAGGCGCAGAGCAACUAUUCAGCCGCCAACUGCUACCUGGAUUUCCUUGUGCGCCACCGUCGCGCACAGGGAUUGGCAGCAUCCACGUGCAACAUUGGCAUGGUCUCUGGAGUUGGUUUGGUCGCAGAGGAUGCCGCUCUCCAAGCAAUCAUGGAGAAGCAGGGCUUCAACGCCGUUAAUCAGGAGGAGUUGCUUGCGCAGCUGUCUUCAGCGAUCGACGCCUCUCGUCCUGGUCAGAUUGUCGACUCAGCCGGCUUUGUCCAGUCACAGAGUAUUACUGGCGUCAACCUCGCCCGAGAAGGUUUGUAUUGGUCGAAUCGUCCACGAUUCGCACAUUUGUACACAAACAACGAUGUUACCAGCUCUAGCGGUGCUGGUGGCGGUCGGAAAGGCGGCGCAUCGCAAAAUCUUGCAGCUCACCUUGCCAGUCUCCCCACACCAGAAACCAAGAUGGAAGCUCUGAGCGCUGCGUUUAUCGAGAAGCUCUCGGCAAACCUUGGCAUCACUCAGGAAUCAAUCGACGUCAACAAGCCUCUUUCCAACUACGGGCUUGACAGCUUGGUCGCUGUUGAGAUCCGCUCCUGGUUCACCAAGACGGCCAGGGCCGAAAUCGCUCUUUUCGAUGUGCUAGGCUCGCCCAGCAUUGUGGCUCUGGUGAGCAAAGCUGUCCAAUCCUUAGCCGCUGCUAAAGCUUCAACUUCCAAAGCAGAUUCUGAACCAGAGUUCAGCAGCCUCAAGAAUGGGACAGGCAAAACAGCCGACAAAGCUACAGCGCAGGACGGCGUGGAGUACGACAUAGUUCCGCGCAGGAACGCAACCAAGACGAAUGUGGUGCCUAUGUCGCUGUGUCAGACUCGCCUCUGGACAGUUCACGCUAUGUCGUCACAUCCAGAGAGGCUCAACCUCUCUGUGGUGUUCCAUCUUUCAGGAGCGCCUCAUCUUGCAACGUUAUCUGCGGCUUGGGAUGCCCUCGUUGCCCGCAAUGAGGUCCUCAGAACGGCCUUCUACGAAGGUGAAGAUGAAUCGGUGCAGGAAAUCCUAGCACCUUUCCACGCCGAAUUGCCUUUCGUCGAUUUGCGCUCGAAAGGAUCAACCGCAAGGGACGAGUUCGAACAUCUUCAAGCCAAACAAUGCAGCAAGCCACUCGAUAUCGAGUCAGGCGAGCUCUUCUCCUUGUUCGUGGCGCAACUAGGUGACGAAGAGUUUGCACUCGGAUGCAGCUUUCACCACAUUGCAGUUGAUGCCGGCAGCGCGGUCCCGUUCCUAGAACAGCUCAAGACACUCUACGAUACCAUUCGAGACGGAAAGGAGCUCACAGCUAUUCCAGCACCUCGCCUGCAGUACGCAGACUACGCCGCCUGGGAAACAGAACAGCAGGGCUCAGCUCAGGUUGCCGAUUCCGAAUCCUUCUGGCGGACUAAGUUUGCAAGUGCACCAGAGGUAUCGGCACUGCUCCCCUAUGCUUCGGUCAGCGAGCGCCUUGCCGUGCCAAGCGAAGGCCGUCGUACCACGCGCAGUUCGAUUCCUGGGCGUCUGCUGAAGCGAUUGAAGCGAGUCUGCACUGAGGCCGAUGUGACGCAGUUUCAGUUCUUCUUUGCUGCUUUCAGGUGCUUCAUCUUCCUGCACACUCGACAAAAUGACCUCACCUUGCUCAUGAUCAAUGGAGCUCGUCCCCACGAGGAGCUUCGUGAUCUCAUCGGCUUCAUGGUCAACAUUACGCCAGUUCGUUGUCACCACUCGUUCGACGACAUGACCUUCGAGGAGGCCCUGCAACUCAUCAAGCCCGACUUGGUCUCUGCGCUCGAACACGGGCAGACGCCAUUUGAGCGCAUCGUGCAACUCGCUUCUGCCGCGUACUCGGAAGGAUCGAGCAGCAAGACAUUCCCACUUGGUCAAGUAGCGAUCAACUACCAGGUACAUCGCAAGCCACCUGUGGUCAAUACGAGCGACUUUGUCAUUGACGACGUUGCAACAGAGGACAUUCCAUCCGGUUGCGAGCUUAACCUCGAGGCCAUGGAGAGCGACACCGGCUUGUCCCUGAGACUCGAGUAUGAUACAACGCUCUAUGCCGACGAUGCGUCCAUGCAACGCAUGCUGGGCAACUUUACUCAGUUCCUCAUGAGCCUUAUGCAAGACCACCGUCAACCACUGGAUGAAGUCUCUCUCAGCGGAAGCGAAGAGAUCGGCUUCCAGCGAGAGAAGUACUGGAACAUCGAGACAAAGACGGAAGACCUUUUUGACGCCAGUUGCGUUGCACAGCGUAUCAUCCAUUUGUCCCAAAAGCAACCGGAAGCCAUUGCAGCUCGCACGUCGCAAGGAGAGGAGAUCACCUAUGCCAGUCUCGUCGCCGAGGCUCGAGAUAUCGCCGCCACGCUCCAAGCUGACGGGGUCGGCAGAGGCGGUCUGAUUGCGCUUCUUAGUUAUCCUGGCAUUCACUGCCUGAAAGGCAUGCUAGCAGCUCACAUGACCGGCAACGGCUAUGCUGGACUCGAUCCGACCUUCUCUGAAGCUCGCCUGGCUUUCAUGGUCAGGGACUGCGGCGCGCGUGCUCUGCUUACGACCACGGAUCUUGCGGACACCGCGAAACGUCUACUCUCCUCCUCCCCCUCCUUCGAAGGUCUGGCAGAUGCCAAGAAUCUUACGACGCUGUACCUCGAUCACUUCGAUCGAGCUAGCCCUACUCAGCUUCCACCGUUCCAAGCCGACUCGAAGCCAGCGAUCGGAGCGGAUCCUUUCUAUGUGGUUUAUUCGAGUGGAAGUACAGGAGCUCCAAAGGGCAUAUUGCUCACCCAGGACAACACGCGCUCGAUGCUGCUCGCCAUGCAGUCGCGAUUCAACUUUGGAAAGGGUGAUCGUUUCCUGUGGCAGUCUUCGAUGAGCUUUGACCUGUCGGUGGUGCAGAUCUUUUCGGCACUCUGCGCAGGCGGAACGAUCCUGAUCGCAAAACAAGGCACACGGUCGGACCCAGAGGCACUCGCGGCGUUCAUGGUGGAGACAGGGCCAACUGUGACCUACUUCACACCGACUCAGUUCACCAUGAUCCUCGAGAGCGCUGCUGACGAGGUAGCCAAACUGGCAAGUACGCUGCGCUUCGCCAUGUUUGCCGGUGAGAGACUGCCUGUGCGACUCGCACAGCGCUUCUACGAGGUGCUGCCUACUUGCUCAACAAAAGCAAGAGUCUACAAUACUUGGUCGCCUUCGGAAGUGGUUGUACAGACCACUAUCGCUGAUGUGGAAGCGCCACAAGCUAAAGACACUUCGAUUCCUAUCGGCUAUCCACUUGCCAAUUGCCGCCACUACAUCUGCAACAAAAGGCUUGAGGUCGUGCCAGUAGGAGUAGAAGGUGAGAUCUGCGUGGGUGGGGCGCAGGUGGGAGAUUAUCUCAACCGUCCUGAACAGAGCGCUCGGAGCUUUGUGAACAACCCUUUCGCCACCGAAGAUGAUGUUCAACGCGGAUGGACUCGAGUCUUCAGAACUGGAGACAGAGGUGUCCUCCGACCCGAUGGCCAGCUCGAGUUCCGCGGACGAAUCGCAGGCGACAAGCAAGUCAAGCUGCGUGGCUACCGCAUGGACCUUGGCGAGGUCGAACAAGCUCUUUUCCAAGCAGCAAAGGGUGAUCCUUCACUUGCUCUUGCCGACGUCUAUGUGGUAGCACGCAACAUCGACACCGCAAACGCAAACGCAAACGCAAACGCCGAUGCGGAUGACCGCAGCACUGUUGCUUUUGUUGUACCCAAGGAGUCUCGAGACACUAAGCGAGCACAGCAGGAGCUCUUCCAUGGCCUCGAGAAAGCGGUCGCUGCUCACCUCAAUCCGUACAUGCUGCCGAGCUUCUACGUUCAGCUGGCUUCGCUUCCCACCACUGUGGGUGGCAAGGUUAACCGUCUUGCCCUGAUGCAAGGCGAGUACGACUUUCUUCGACCGGUACUUCCUUCUUCGUCGCCUGAUGAAUUCCAGCCUUCAAGCGGAACAAGUCAGGUCACGACCCACUCGGACGAAGCGAACGAGGGCGGAGACAAGACUCUGAGCGAAGUCGUCGGCAUUUUCAGAACGAUACUGAGAGGCACCGAUGCCAGCAAGAUCAACGAGGAUAGCGACUUCUUCAAGGCGGGCGGCACUUCGCUUCUAGUGGUACGCCUGCAGAGCCGACUCAAACGUACUUUCGGAUUCGCUCCCACUAUUGCGACCAUUGUCAAGCAGCCCACACCACGCUCGAUCGCAGCCGCCUUGGUGCGAGCUCGAGGCUCUGCAAUGGCAAAUACGUCUACCAAGGUGCCAACGAUGACAACCGCGAAGAAAGCUGAUGUCAUCCCCUGGACGGACGAGCUCGCGCUCGUCGACAAUCUGCCGUCGGUGCGAGACCUGCCCGACUCGACGGUCAAGAACGUUCUUCUGACCGGUGCAGACACGUUCAUCGGUGCUCAUGUGCUCGCCGACCUGAUUUCACGCGAAGACUGCCCUCGCGUCUUCGUCAUUGGAACCUCUGAACCCAUCAGCGAAGCCAAGCUUCUCCAAGUGCUUAACGAGUUCCAUCUGCUGGAUGGCCUCGAUACCAGCAAGAUUGAAGCGGUCCCAGAAGCACGACUCGAUCGAGAGAACCUGGGCCUCACUUCGUCGAGGCUGAGCGCGCUCGCAGACGACAUUGGCAGGAUCCUGCACUGUGCUUCGGAGGUGUCGCUCUUGCGAAGCUACAAGGCGCUGCGUCCAGUGAAUGUGCUGGGCACACUGGCCCUUUUACGGCUUGCCGGGUACAAUGGAGUGGUUCGACCGCUUCACUAUCUAUCAACAUGGUCUGUUCCCCAUCUGGCUACGUGGACCACGGCAUCGUCCCGUCAGGCUAAGCGCCUGGUGCAGCCUGCGGCACCGGACAGCUUCAUGCCAGACUCGGACAAUGCCUUGGGUUACUUCAAGACGAGAUGGGCGAGUGAGAUGUUGCUGACGCGGGCAGCGGACGAGAACAAAGGCUACAGGGUCAGCAUCUAUCGAGCUUCGGCAGCGUCCGGAAACUCAAAGACACUGGUUCAUGAGCCUGAUCAAGACUUUGUGCGCCAGAUGGUGGUGUCCAUGAUACACGAACGCCGGAUUCCGCGUCUGCACAACGACUUUGUGGUCGACUUUGUGCCGGUCAACUACAUCUCUCAAUCGAUCACGGUGCUGGCCAGCACAAGAAAUGUUUGGGCGUCCAGCAAGCAGGGAGCUCAGUUUUACCAUCUGAGCAAUCCAAACCCUCUACCGCUUGCACAGCUGGCAGACAGGAUCGGCGAGAUUCUGGGAGAAGCUGGGACGUCUCGAGCAGAGGUGGUGGACCUUGCCACCUGGCUUGCGCCUUCCACAUCACAAGAGGCAAACGAAGGCAGUGAGAUGGCCAAACAAGUGCUCGCUUCCUACUUUGCGCUUGACCACACCAUGCACGCUCUCGACACGGUGAGCACGACGCAGAGGCUCGCACAGCUCGGUGUCGAGCCUUGUCCACCCGUCUUUGGCGCAUUGCUCCGCGGAGUGGCAAGGCUCUCCUAG
Molecule: messenger RNA, 6894 nt
Organism: Sporisorium graminicola
Lineage: Eukaryota; Fungi; Basidiomycota; Ustilaginomycetes; Ustilaginales; Ustilaginaceae
Exons: 1
Coding region: 1-6894 (2297 amino acids)
Biological process (GO): secondary metabolite biosynthetic process; amino acid activation for nonribosomal peptide biosynthetic process
Cellular component (GO): cytoplasm
Molecular function (GO): phosphopantetheine binding; zinc ion binding; oxidoreductase activity
Source: RefSeq, a predicted model, not a curated record